AUGGCCGCUGCGACUCCCAGGCAAAAAGUGGUGGUGGUGGGUGCCGGCCCCGUGGGAGCGCUGGCAGCGUUGUACGCUGCAUCCCGAGGCGAUGAAGUUGAAGUAUACGAAUUGCGUGGAGAUCUCCGCGAUCCCACCACCGUGCCGCUUAACUUUACCAAGUCGAUCAACUUGGCCAUUUCAGAGCGCGGAAUCACCUCUCUUCGGCAAUCGCAACGGUCUGGCUUGAUCGAAAAUGUCCUCCGCGAGACUAUCCCCAUGCAUGGGCGGAUGAUCCACGGCAGAGACCGAGGACAGCUGUGGGAAGCUGCUCAAGCUUAUGAUGUUCAUGGUCAGGCCAUCAAUGCAGUCGAUCGCAGCACAUUGAACAAUGCGCUACUCGACGAGCUCGAGCGCACUCCCAAUGUCAAGCUCUUCUUCAACCACAAGCUCACCGGCGCGGACUUCCGUACAAACAAAGCCUGGUUCGAGCGACGCAUCCCCGGCGAGACCCCCCAGCCAGAUAACCUAGGUGUAGCCGGUCGUGUCCCGGAAAUUGAAGUAUCAUACGACUAUCUCAUCGGUGCUGACGGCGCACACUCCGCCACUCGAUUCCACAUGAUGAAAUUCGCCCGUGUCGACUACCAGCAAGAGUACGUCGACACGCUCUGGUGCGAGUUCCGGAUUCCACCCUCCGAGGAUGGAAAUUUCCGCAUUUCGCCGAAUCACUUGCACAUCUGGCCGGGCCGCGAGUUCAUGUUCAUCGCCUUGCCGUCGGCUGAUAAAUCCUUUACUUGUACAUUAUUUUCGCCGUCGGUACACUAUACGGCGUUGGAGAACUCGCCGCAGGAUCUGCAUGCGUUCUUUGAUCUGCACUUCCCGGGCGUGUGUCCUGAACUUAUUGAGCCGGAGGCGCUGAGCGAGCAAUUCGUUGUGAACCCUCAUCUACCAUUGAUCAGCAUCAAGUGCAAGCCGCAUCACUUUAGCUCCAGCGUGGCUAUAAUCGGUGACUCGGCACACGCCGUGCUCCCAUUCUACGGACAAGGACUUAACGCUGGCCUUGAAGAUGUCCGCGUCCUCUUCGAACAUCUCGAUAAACAUGGCGUCUACGAUCCAGACGUUAGUGUCUACACCCGGAGCGUGAGACGUCAAGCUGCUUUCCAGGCCUACACCGAUCAGCGCUGCGAGGAUACCUAUGCCAUUAACGAUCUAUCAAAGGAGAACUAUGUCGAGAUGCGGUGGGGUGUCAAGUCCCCGCUUUACAAGCUACGCAAAACUGUUGAGGAAACUCUUGACCGACAUCUCCCGUCUCUGGGAUGGAGGACACAGUAUGCUCGGGUGAGUUUCAGCAAUCAGCGGUAUUCAGAGGUUGUUCGGGCUGUGGCCAGGCAAAGCGAAUUACUUGGUCUUGGCAUAAGUGCGGCACUGGUCGCCGGCAUUGGUGCUGUAUCGAUAUUGAUGUGGAAAUGCCCACGGUACUUUUCCCCGGUGCGUUUCUUCCGUGCGUCGCUGCGGUAUCUAUCUAGCGUCUGGUAG
Messenger RNA from Penicillium daleae, 1515 nucleotides. It is a transcript of the gene bna4, whose product is annotated as kynurenine 3-monooxygenase. The record is from RefSeq and is a predicted model, not a curated record. Bases 1 to 1515 code for a protein of 504 amino acids. Lineage: Eukaryota; Fungi; Ascomycota; Eurotiomycetes; Eurotiales; Aspergillaceae. Gene Ontology annotation, biological process: NAD+ metabolic process; quinolinate biosynthetic process; L-tryptophan catabolic process. The transcript is spliced from 3 exons. Gene Ontology annotation, molecular function: NAD(P)H oxidase H2O2-forming activity; kynurenine 3-monooxygenase activity; FAD binding. Gene Ontology annotation, cellular component: mitochondrial outer membrane.